Saprolegnia diclina VS20 is the source of this 243-nucleotide messenger RNA. RefSeq lists its product as hypothetical. The transcript has a single exon. The record is from RefSeq and is a predicted model, not a curated record. The coding region runs from base 1 to 243 and encodes 80 amino acids. Lineage: Eukaryota; Oomycota; Saprolegniomycetes; Saprolegniales; Saprolegniaceae.
AUGAUGAUGCCUCGCUUCCUUGCGCUCGCCCUCUUCGUCGCGGUCCUCGGCCAAUGCGCGGCGGCUCCAUCGGCCAAGCCGAUCACGCGGCCCAUUUUGAACCCGAAAUUGCGCCAGCGUGACCUGCUCGACAACGAAGCGCUUGGCCUGCCGCGUGGCGACGACAAAUUCGACCUGCCAUUCGACAACGACAAUCUCGGCAUUCCUCGCUUUGACUCCAAGCCGAAGAAAAAUGGCUUUUAG